Botrytis cinerea B05.10 is the source of this 570-nucleotide messenger RNA. RefSeq lists its product as hypothetical. The record is from RefSeq and is a predicted model, not a curated record. NCBI's taxonomy places the organism in Eukaryota, Fungi, Ascomycota, Leotiomycetes, Helotiales, Sclerotiniaceae. The coding region runs from base 89 to 334 and encodes 81 amino acids. The transcript is spliced from 2 exons.
GAGUGAUUGCAAAUUGGGGCCACAAAUUAGAAAUGUCCCCUGGUGGUCGUAUCUAUUCUUGGGUCCUUUCAAGACCAAAUAUACCUUGAUGGCGGAAGAGAUUGGAUUGUCAAAAGUGUCCAAUGAUCAACUCCUCAUGGCAUCUUUACUGCUGAUGAACAUUGCCCCUUUCAAUCGACUCUCAGACUCUAACUUUGAGGACACAACCAUGCGUCCAGGGACAUGCCACUGCCACUGCCUCUGCCACUGCCGCUAUUCUACGGAACGGUUCACCGGCAUCGAGUUCUUUAGCAACUUGCAAGCUAUUCUCAACACUAUACUACAGAUAUUAUAGACAGCCACCGUACAGAGCGUAUACAAAUCCGGCUUAUGGAGCCUGGAGUCUUUGACCUGAAACAUCAAAUCCAUUCUAAGGGGACGUGUCAACCCCACUGCCAACUUUAUGCUGCACAGUAUAACUUCCAGGGGACUUUCCGAGUAUGGCAAUUCAUUCCCAAUGAGUAUGAAAGCUCGUGCUUUACUGUCGAUCGGUUAAUUACCAGUCCGGAAGUGCUCAGAAAUCUCUCGAUA